AUGAAGUUAAUAUUAAAAUUGUUUCAAAAACAUGGUAUCUCAAUUUUAACUCCAAAUGAUUUCCAUCCUAGCGACAAGAUGGCCCUUGAUCCAGUAAAAAGAUUGUUUGAAAAAAUAACCGAUAUGCUUUUGUCGAUCAUUUGUGAUAUUAGAGCUAAUGAAUCAAUCGAUCCAAAUCAAAGAAACCAACUCGAAGAACAAAUUGUAAAAAUUGAAAACAUCAUUAAAUAUUUAACCAAUCUAGGUAUUAUUUAUCGUAUUUCAACCGCAUCAGUAUUGGAAGAUAUGAAGCAAUCAUUAGAACAAUUUGAACUUGAUGGAAAUGUAAUACCUGAAAGUGUUAAAUUAGUAUCCAAAUACAGAGAAGAAGAGGUUAGAGUUUUCGAAAGAAUUAUUGAAAUCAUUGAACCAGAUGAAUAUGAAGAAUCUGAAGAUUCAUCAUUUCCCUUUACUGAUUCAAUGAGUGCAGAUGAAAGAAGAAGAGUAAUAACCUUAACAUUUUAUUUAAAAAGAAUACUUUCCAUUAGAGAGCUUUCAUGUUUUGGUGAACAAGCCAGAUUCAAAGCCAGUGGCAGAACUGCACUUCAGGUGUGUAUUUUUGAUGGUUGCCAGGCAAUGUUUGCAAACAGCACAUCUUAUGACUCUCACGUAACCCAACCACAUCGAAUUCUAUCUAAAGAAGAUGCUCAAAAGUAUAAACAAGUUUUGGAAGAUCAAGAAAAAUUCAAAAACAAAUUUAAUGGUGUAUUUAGAAAAUUUGAAAUACAACCUGAUCAAUCGAAAUGCAAUAUUUUCAUUUUAGAUUCUGAAACAACUGGCCUUACUUCCAAUGCAGAAAUUAUUGAACUUUCGUGUGCUUGUUUAAAUGGGGAAGCAUUUUAUCGUAAAUCAAAUCCAACCAUCUCCAGAGUCUACCAAAAUCAACAAUCUCACAAGCCAUGA
This is a messenger RNA of Dictyostelium purpureum, 942 nucleotides long. RefSeq lists its product as uncharacterized. The record is from RefSeq and is a predicted model, not a curated record. The coding region runs from base 1 to 942 and encodes 313 amino acids. NCBI's taxonomy places the organism in Eukaryota, Evosea, Eumycetozoa, Dictyosteliales, Dictyosteliaceae. The transcript is spliced from 2 exons.